Monoraphidium neglectum is the source of this 1047-nucleotide messenger RNA. RefSeq lists its product as hypothetical. Bases 1 to 1047 code for a protein of 348 amino acids. The transcript has a single exon. The record is from RefSeq and is a predicted model, not a curated record. Lineage: Eukaryota; Viridiplantae; Chlorophyta; Chlorophyceae; Sphaeropleales; Selenastraceae.
AUGACGCAGGGCACCCUCGCGCUCAAGCUGUCCGGCCUCGCCGAGGGAGCAGCCAUCGGCGCCGCGGCCGCCGCACGCAUCACCACCGCCUCCGACGACGCCGCCGCGGCCCACGAGCUCGCCGACCUCGUCUGCUCCAGCCCCGACGUCGCGCGCCGCGUCGCCGCCGCGCCCGCGCCGCCCGGCGGCGGCGGCGGCGCGCUGGGCCUGCUCGCCUCCGUCCUCGACGACCCGGCCGCCGCCGCGCCCGCCAAGCGCGCCGCGCUGCGCGCGCUGACCGCCAUGAUCCGCGGCGGCCCCGCCGCCGCCGCGCGCGUGGAAGACGCCGCGCUGCCGUCGCUCGUGCACGCGCUACAGGACGACUCCGCGCGCGCCGGCGCGGCCGCCGCGCUGGGCGCGCUGUGCGCGCUGGGCCAGGAGACCCUGACUCAUCGCAUCGCCGAAACCGAGGGCGCCGCGACCGGCCUGGUGGGGGCCCUCGUGGCCGACCCCCGGGACGCCGCCGCCGCCGUCGCACUAUCCCACGUGGCCGCCCUAGAUGGGCGCCUCAUCGGCCGCGCCAUCGCAGCGACCCCCGGCGGCGCCGCCGGGCUCGCGGCCGCGCUCGCGUCCGGCUGCCCCGGCGCGGCGGAGGGCAUCGAAGCGUGCCUUGCGACCAUUGGGGAAGCGAGCCCAGAUUUAUGGCGCCAAUUCGCUGCCUGCGAGGGCGCGCUGCCUGCGCUCACGCGCCGCCUCUUCGACCGCGCGCCCGCCGACGACGACGCUCGGCCGCUCUGGCUGCUGCGCCACACGGCCACGCACGCGAAGCGGCUCGGCGGCGCGGGCGCGGACGCGGGGCGCGCGGCGGCGUCGGCGGUUGCCGCAAAGCACCUGCUCGCGCGGGAGUCACAGGAGCAGGCGCUGGCGCAGCUGGUGCUGUCUCAAGCCUAUCUAGACGCGCCCCCGUGGGUGGUGGCGGCGCUGAGGCACAUGGCUGCGGAGAUCGAGGCGCUGAGGGGGCGGCUGGCGGAGCUGGGCGGGGCGUCGGACGACGGCGCGGCGAUUUGA